AUGAUUGUGUGUGUGAGCAGAACUCUGCAGGUCCUGAGGAAGACGUUGAAGCAGUCGUUCUCCAGCUGCACCGUCGUCCUGUCAGAGCACAAGGUGGAGCCGCUGCUGGAGUGUCAGUCCUUCCUGAUGGUGGAGAACAGCUCCCUGAAAAGUUAUGACUCUAUUCAGAAACUCAUGAACGAGAUGAGUCACCUGAAACAGGCCAUGAGCCCCGCCGACAGGCUCCGCCUCUUCCCAACGCUUCCCAGACUCAACUCGACCAAGAAGCCGCCGCCAACCUCCAAGAUCUCAUCCCUGCUGGAGGAAGCCGAGGACGAGAUCCAGGACACUCGACUCUGAGCACGCACGCACGCACACACAUGCACGCACACACACGU
Nematolebias whitei (Rio pearlfish) is the source of this 377-nucleotide messenger RNA. Its product is annotated as cystic fibrosis transmembrane conductance regulator-like. The record is from RefSeq and is a predicted model, not a curated record. The transcript is spliced from 2 exons. Lineage: Eukaryota; Metazoa; Chordata; Actinopteri; Cyprinodontiformes; Rivulidae. The coding region runs from base 1 to 339 and encodes 112 amino acids.